Molecule: messenger RNA, 1413 nt
Organism: Magallana angulata
Lineage: Eukaryota; Metazoa; Mollusca; Bivalvia; Ostreida; Ostreidae
Exons: 2
Coding region: 279-716 (145 amino acids)
Source: RefSeq, a predicted model, not a curated record
CAGCUUUGAAACUUUCAGAACAAAAUCUCCCCUCCCUUUCGGAAUCAAAACCAAUAUGAUAUAUAUAGGGAUAGUUAAUUAAUUAGAAUCAAAUCAAUUAUCGUGAUUUUGAAUUUAUAUUCGAAUGUCAUCUUAUCCUUCCUUUUUGAUUUGAUCUUAACACUGCUGCUGUGGAUUCAGUGUUGAUUUAGUGUUGGUUUUGUGUUGACUGAGUCAGAGUUUGGUUCCUCGGUAGUGUCUUGGAGAAUUAAUAACAUAGAGUAUUUCAUAAAGACAAAAUGGCAGUGUGGGUUACAACGACCGGAUGUCAUAUUCCAGAACAUGCGAUACGAGCCGGAUACGAGGCGGACGGACGGCCUCUGUUUAUUGCCCGGGCAUCCAUGGAAGGUACUUUGACCCCCGGGAAAUGUGGAUUCCACCUUCCGGGCGCCCACAUUCCUUACGGAUGUAAUGAAAAUAUCGCCCAUCAGUAUGAGGUGCUAGUACACCCAAACAACGCCCAGGGAUUCUACGACUGGCGACGUGCUUGUCUCGGAAAAGUGCCAGAAGACGCCCUCAAAACAGACACUGACACGUAUGUUGGCCGAGCUUACUUCUCCGGGAGUCUGGUACCGUGUAAGAUUGCCACUAGCUACCCCCACAUGUGCGCUUACAUGGGGUAUGGCGGGAAAGAAUACAAUGCUAUAGACUAUGAAGUCCUCUGUAAGAUUAAGUAGCUGGAAGAUGAGAUAUUUGUUGCGAAAAUUAGAAAAAAAUUGCAAACAACCAUAAGUUUGCAUAUUUUUUAAAUAAAUUAAUUUUCUUUUUUUUAACUAAUAAACAAUUUUUGGACUGUAGGUUUGAAAACGUCACCGAAUUUUAAAUGAAUAUAUUGGUUUAGUUUGUAGGUAACUUUUUAUUUCCGUUGUACAUGCUGUACUUUUAACUUGUCAAUUCAAAUUGAAAUCAAUGUACACCUAACACAAUUUAAGUUUUAUUAUACCUACAUGUAUUUAAAGCUGCUUACUGGGAAAAUGGACCAAUAUAUCGUUUGAUUAAUCAGAACUCAGAAAUUUUGCGAAACAUGAAGAAGACAGAGACUGUUUUUGUCUGAUGGUACAUCUGUUUAUCCAAUAUCCGAUUUAAAAAACAGUUUUCAUAUCAGUAUAACAGUUUACAUUUACAAUAUAAUAUGUUAUUGCUGUAUUGCAGCUACGAACUGUAGUAUACCAUUAUUAUGAAAACUAAAAUCCUUGUCCUUCUUUUUCAAAAUAUUCUAUGAACUCUUCGGAACUGCUGUUUCUCGAAAAAUAAACACACAAAAUUCUCAGGGGGUUUCUUAUUCUGUCGUUUUACAAAACAUUUACUCUUAUAGCAUUUGCUAUUAUUUGACUAUUGAUAAAAAUGUCGACAAUAAAAUAUUCUUGACUUAUG